AAUAAAUUUAUCAGAAUUUUAAAAUAAUUUAUAAAAUGUUAUAAAUAAUUUAUAAAAAUAUAAACCUACUACAUAUUGAUUGGGAAGUCAUAUAAGUGAUUUUUUUUACUACGUGUCAAUCAUAAAUGAACUCUUCAAAUUGUUAUAAUUUGAUUGGCCGAUGAUUUGAGAUUUUUAUUUAUUAUAAUUAUAUAUAAAUAGAAAGGAUAAUUCAAUUACCACUUUCCAAAUAAUCUAUAUAAUUUUAGAAAUAAUUAUUUAUGGUAACUAAUUGUUGAAACUAUGAAAGAGUAAUAAUGUAAUCAAAUUUUUUAUAUAUUUAUAAAUUACAUAAAAUAAGAAACAAAAAUGUUUAUUUUAAUUGAUAUAAUGAUUUUAUAUACGAAUAGAAAGCCUUAUAUUUGCAUAUAAAGUAUCAUAAUAACUAUUAAUGUCUAUUAAAUUCCAUGCAUCCUUUGUAAAUCAUUUAUUAAAUUAUAAAUAAUUUUAUAAAAUUAUUUAUAUUGGCUUAUCAUAUGUUUUAAAUUAUAAUAAGAGGUUCUAUAUGUUCUUUGGGAAGGUGAACUAUAUUAUCAUUUUUUUUUUCUUCAGCUCUUUUCCUAUUGCACAUGUUGCAAAGUAACUUAUGAAUAGUUUAAAUGUAAGUUACCUUAUUUAUUUUAAACAUUUCUUACACAAGUUAUUAUCACAUUUAUUGAUAUUUAAAUGCCAAUUUACCUUAAUGUUUCUAAAUUCUUAAUUCGUUUGUAGUGACUUACCUUAUUACAAUAUAAAAUCGCUCUUGAAAUUUUCUUCUUAAACACACAAAUUAUUUUGGGACGUUGCAAUUAUACAUAUACACAAUAACUGCCUCUUGAUACUGAAGUUACUUUGUUCCCUCUCGUCCAUGUCAAAUAUUGAGUACUAGCUUUUCUCCAUGACUGAUGCUUUCUCGCAAAGACGGUGGUAUUAAGAUGUAAAAUCCGUUACUUCUAAAACUAUACACUAUUUAUUCUAUAUUUUGAAUUUUGUUAUGCCCGCACAGGGUGCGGGCCGGUCACCUAGUUUCAAUUAAAAUAUGUAUAACACUCUAGUAAUAAACCAACAUUUCUUAUAUAUUCUAGUAAUUUUCUCUUCUUACAAUGGUAUGCCAAUUUAUCGACAACAGAUUUCACCUAAGAAUUGUUGUCUAUGUCUCUCAUUUUGAGUCUUUGUGCAGAAUAAAAUCUACAUAUGACUUGUGGGUACAUUCGUUUCUGGUUUGUUUUGGCUAUCUACUUUGACAAUAUCAUCCCCAAUACCUCUGGUGUAAGAAAAACGAUCUUCUACUUUCUAAAGCCUAGUUACUGGACGGGCAAAGAGGGUAAUAAAGUGGAAGGUAUUUCUUUGUCUCUUGCUUUUAUUAAUAAGAAUGUGUGUGUUUGGAAAGUGUAAAACCAAAAGAUGUUCCUAUGUAACACUUUUUUCAGAAGGGAGCAUUUGUAGCUGCUUUGGCUCGGUUCCACCUGUAGAGCAUUUAACACCAGAUGACCAAGAUGUGCUUGAAGAGGAGGCACUAGUUAAGAAACAAGCAAUGGAUGGAACAGUUGUUCCUAACAUUGCUGUUCAGAUUCAUGGUCUUGCAAAGAUGUAUCCUGGAACGACAAAGCUUGGUUGUUGCAAAUGCACCAAAACAUCCCCUUUUCAUGCUGUAAAGGUAAUCAAUCAUUCCUGUUGUGUGUGUUCUAAGGCGUCAAGACUAUUCAACAAAUCCUAAUGCUCAUUAGUUGUCUAUAAUGUAUUAUUACAUUUCUUUUUGGCUCAUGAAAGAUGUUUAGGGUUUGUAGAUGAAUAUAACCAAAGACCAGUUGUUUUGUCUUCUUGGACCCAAUGGUGCAUGGAAGAAAACAACUAUCAGCUGUUUGACUGGUAUAAAUCCAGUUACUGGUGGGGAUGGUAAGGAUCUGUUUUACAAGAAGCUACUUUCUAAACUUUUUUUAAACCAUUCUAACACUAAUAAUUAGUAAGUUUCAUUUGAUUCGACUUAAAACAGCUCUUAUCUAUGGAAAUUCCAUAAGAAGCUCUGUUGGUAUGUCCAACAUUCGUAAAAUGAUAGGUGUGUGUCCUCAGGUAAGGUCAAGUUCUCCCUGCAUUGUCUUCUCUUUUCCUUACACAGGGAUCUUUAUAUUCUACUUAAAUGAUUUGUUUUAUCAUCACUCUUAUUAUUUUACAGUUUGAUAUCCUUUGGGAUGCUUUGUCAAGUGAAGAACACCUCCACCUCUUUGCUAGCAUCAAAGGGUUGCCACCUGCAUCUAUCAAACCGGUAAUUUAUUCAUGUAUUUUACAAAUGGUAUCUGAUUUAACUUUCCCUCUCUUUUUUUAUAUGUAAUUUGCUAACAGAUUUUUCUUUCUGGUUAAACAGAUUGCAGAGAAGUUACUUUCAGAUGUAAAGCUGACAGGAACAGCUAAAAUUAGAGCAGGAAGCUACUGUGGUGGAAUGAAACGCAGACUCAGUGUUGGAAUUGCACUCAUUGGUGAUCCUAAGCUUGUAUUUCUAGAUGAACCCGUAUGUCCCAACUUGAUACUUUCCUCUGGUGUUUAAAGAUAAACACACACACUAACACAUAUUUUUUGGAUUGUGGACUACUGGUAUGGACCCUAUCACAAGGAGACAUGUGUGGGACAUUAUACAGGAAUCAAAGAAAGGCCGAGCCAUCAUACUAACAAUGCAUUCUAUGGAAGAAGCUGAUAUUUUAGGUGAUAGAAUAAUAGGGAUCAUGGCUAAAGGCAGGCUCCGCUGCAUUGGAACCUCCAUCAGGUUAAAAUCUCGCUUCGGCACAGGUUUCAUUACUACAGUUAGCUUCCUUGAAAACAAAAACAACGGUGCUGGAACCUCACCAGAACCACUUAAAAGAUUCUUCAAGAAGCAUCUGAAAGUUGAGCCAAUAGAAGAGAAAAAAGCUUUCAUAACUUUUGUUAUCUCCCACGACAAAGAGAAACUUUUGGCGGUCACUAUCUUUAAAAGCUCUCGCAAUCUCUUAGAUUUUCGUCUAUGAGGUUCAUUAUCGUUUCUCCAUGGAUAGGGCUUUUUCGAAGAGCUACAAUACAGAGAAUCUGAGUUUGGAAUCUCGGACAUACAGCUUGGGCUUGCAACUUUAGAAGAAGUGUUUCUGAACAUCACAAGAUGGGCUGAACUAGAAAGUGCAAUACUCAUCAAUUAUGUCCUUUUAUGCUUGACUGAUGAGUUGGGUAGAUGAAAAACGUGUCUGAUUGAUCUGAAUAAAGAUUAUAAAAAGUUAGGGUUCAUAUUGGGGGUUUUCGAAAAUUGACAUGGGAGUGAUUGUUUGAUGUUAGAAUUGAGUCUAUUAAGUUAUAUAAGAUGAGUUUGAAUGUCCCUUGUUGCUUUUGGACUUAUUAACUCUCUACAAGCUUUAAUUUGUUUCUUAUUGAUCAUAUCACUUAUACAAGUUUGAGCUUGUUGAUAGCAGGACAUGGGGAGAGAUCGCGGACCAGGAACUGAUCUCAUUGUGGAUGUGGGUACUUCGUCUCGAGCUGGGACAAGAACGAACCCACCACGAGCAGGCCGACCAACGCCAAACCCACCAGCUCAGGUUUACCGGUGCAACGUUCCACAGCAAAAAGAGAAGUCACCAGCUGAAAGAGCAACAUUGGAGGCAGAGAUUGAAGAGAUGAUAGAAGAGGGUCUUAGAGCUGAGACUGAAGAUGAAGAGGAAGAAACCUCUGCUCCCAAGCCAGCUAAGAAGCGGAAGAGAGUGCCCCCAACCAACAAACCGACUUCAGCGCAACUUUAUGAGCACCUUUAUGAGGAUGUCAAAUGGAGCCCGAUGAGAUUUCCGGACGUUGAAGCUCUUCGUACGCUUGGGAUCAAUGAGGAUGUGAGAAUGAUUCUCCAGAACAUGGGCAUGGAGUCACUACUUGGUAUGAGCUACAGAGUUCAUAAGGAGGCUUCUUGUGAGUUCAUGUCUACAUUCGCCGUUCGAUACUAUUGUGACGCACAUAGGACCGAGGGGUUUGGGCCCAUCACCUUUACGAUCAAUGAGAAGACCCAUAAGGUGGGCUUCAAGAAGCUAGGCUCCAUUUUCGGUUUCUCGGACAAGCGUGGGUCAUUUCUGCCUUCUAGGUCAGCGAUUGUGGACGACAUAUGGGCAGUGAUUACUGGGUGGUCGCGUACAGCAGGAGAGGACAAGAGCAAUGACAUCUCUAACCCUGGAGUGAGAUAUGCCCACAAGGUCCUUACUCACACAUUUUACUCACGGAGGGAACCAGGCGGAGCAAACGAUGAUGAGCUCAAACUUCUAGCUCUUGGACUUCUUUCGAUUCUUGAGGAAGGAACGCUACUCCAUACCGAUCUGGAAGAUUUUGAGGAUUUGGGACUUGUGGGAUUGUUGAUGAAGCGGUUUGAGUACUAUCAAGAUUGGGCUUGGACAACUCCAAAUGAAAAACCGACGCUGUUUAUUGGGAGUCUCAUUACCCCAAUCUUGGAGGCAUUGGGGAUAGAUUUGGGACCUCGGGAUCAUGCUCCAGCCUCCAUUGAUCUUGAUUACUUGAAGAAAACCCACUUCCUUACCGGCCAAUCAGGAGAUCGGUAUGGUUACCCUUUCUGGUCCACUGACCUCGAGCCUGAACAGCUACAGAUAUUCCUCCCUUGCGAGAGGUUGACGACGUUAUCUGAUCCUCAGCAUGUAAUCUUCACUCCGGCUGCUCAUGAGCUCAUUCCCGCGGAUUUUGGUGUACUUGAGAACAUCACCAAAGCACGCAAGAAGAAGACCAAGGCCAGUUCUUCUCGGGCAGCUCGUCCUAGUGAUGCUGAUGAUGAAGGACCAAUCACACCAGCCCCGGUGUAUGGGACAGAGAGAUACCACUUUAGGCCUUAUGGUGGAGUUACACCGAACGUUUCAUUGCGCCAAGCUCUCUCUCAAAACGCUAAGUUGCUUCAGUGGAACAAGAUGCAAAAUUCCACCAUCUACAAGCUGAAGAACUCAGUGAAAGCGCUUAAGAGACAGAUGAAAAGGUCACUGCCCUUCUCUCUCAAGUGUCUAUCAGUUCUGGUUGUCAACGGGAUGACGUGUUGGCUGGCGCUGGUCCAUCUACUCUCCCAUACCCUGUCUUCUAUGGACCUCCUUAGUUCCCCGGAGUACCGACUCCAUCGUAGACGCAGGAACACAGCCCCUCCACCCCGAGCCUCCUCCAACGAGUCUCCUUCAGUCGCUACCGCAGACGACGACGACGACACGGAGGGAGCCUCCUCCUUUGCUUAGCCAGGUAUCACCCUCACCUUACCAUUGUAUAUACCAGUUUUUUUUUCUUUGCAUUUAUUUCUCUUUUCGGUAUCUCCUCCAACUUUCUAACACAGAGACUGUGUGAACAAAGUUUGGGGGAGGUAUCAAGUAUUUGAUCAUGUUUUCUUUGAUGAUUUGAGUCUCAUGCAUUGCAUUGUACAUAUAUAUAUAUGCAUAGAAAAAACCAAAAAAAUUAAAAAAAAUUGAAAAACACAAAAAGAAACAUGUAGUUGCAUCAAUUGCACUUUUAAGAUUGAGUCUAGAGCAUAUAGGUUGCAUUCACUUGCAUUGGGAACAAUGAUUUAAAAUGCCUUGCAAAGAACCCUUGUCUAGAAUUCAAAAUGACACCCUAGUUAAACAUAUCAAGUAGCUUAAGCAUCUCUUGAA
Molecule: messenger RNA, 5645 nt
Organism: Brassica napus (rape)
Lineage: Eukaryota; Viridiplantae; Streptophyta; Magnoliopsida; Brassicales; Brassicaceae
Exons: 2
Coding region: 3450-5237 (595 amino acids)
Source: RefSeq, a predicted model, not a curated record